AUGCGGCAGAGCCAUGUAAUUCAAAUUAAGGGCCAAUGCAGUGCCAGUGUCUAUGCAAAUGCAAGUCCAGAAGCAAAACUGAAGAUGCACAAAAAGUAUGAUGAAGUAGCUAGAAUUUUAAAGUAUGCAGAUAAGGAACUAGCAGUUAAUGAAAAGUAUGUAUGUUCCGCUUGCAUUGACUUACAAAAAGUACUAGUAACACCCCACUCUCAAGUUAGUCCGUUCUAUUACAAGAGCAAACUGGCCACGUGCAAUCUUAUGGUUUAUGACAGGCUACUGCUACAUUUAGAUGAGGAAAUCGCGAAGAGGUGA
Molecule: messenger RNA, 312 nt
Organism: Psylliodes chrysocephalus
Lineage: Eukaryota; Metazoa; Arthropoda; Insecta; Coleoptera; Chrysomelidae
Source: the annotation of a GenBank genome assembly